AUGAGCCAAGCGGCCGCGACGGACCCCUCGCCGGCCCCAACCUCUCCUCCGUCCUUCUCCGAAGACGCAGCAGCAGCAGAAACGACAGGAACCACGACGGGCACGACCUCCGCGACGGCGUCGCCAGCCCUGCAGCAGCAGCAGCAACACCAAGACCACCAGCUAGACGAGACCACGCCACCAACGGACCAGGACGUCCACGAGAUCACCGCCCACCUCGCCGCAGCCGCCAAGCACCCGUCGGCCGCUACCUCUGCAGUGUCGUCGUCGUCGUCUGCAGCCGGUAUAACCGCCGCCGCCACUCCUGGAACCCCCUCGUCUACUAGCAACAGGAAGAGCGACAUCGACGACAGCAGCGCCAACCCGAACCCCGAAAGUAUCCUGAUCCUCGACGACGAGGAAGAGGUUACGAGCUACUGGGAUGCUGAAGCCAUGGCUCCGCUCAACCCAAUAUCUGCAGCGGCCAUCUCGCGCCUACGCCGAUAUGUCCCGCCUGCCUUCCCGCUCUGGGACCGAUUGCCCGUCAGCCGCCGCGCGGCAGUCCUGAUACUCUUGUACGCGGACCGUAGAGGCGACCUGCGCGUCGUGAUCACGAUGCGCGCGGCGAGUCUGCGGAGCUUCUCCGGGCACGCAGCGUUCCCUGGUGGAAAGGCCGACACGCUACAAGAGACGCCGUCCAGACGAGAAGCGUGGGAAGAAAUCGGCCUGCCCAUGGACGAUGCCCGCAUCCCCAAACCGUUCAAGAUCGAGCCCCUGUGCUACCUCCCCUACAACCUCGCCCGCACGGAGCUCGUCGUCCGCCCCUGCGUGGCCUUCCUCCACGCCGACGAGGAGCCCGACGAGCACCCGAGCCCGCUCGUCGAGGAGCGCAUGAUCCCGCGCCUGGACGCCAAGGAGGUGGCGGCCGUCUUCUCGGCGCCGUUCCAAAACUUUUUGCGGGCCAAGGACCCGGAGCCGCAGGAGGGCGCGCAGCAGGAGAAGAAGAAGAGGGCGCUGCCGCCGGGCCACUGGUACGACGGCAACUGGAUCCAGUGGAAGGAGCACCCGUGGCGCGUGCACAACUUUUACGUGCCCGUCGACGACCAGCGCGUCACGACGCCGGGCAACGCCAUGGAGGCGGACCACCCGCAGAGCAACCUCGCGGAGAAGCUCGAGGAGGACAAGGUGGGCCGCUUCAAGGUGUGGGGGCUGACGGCGCACAUGCUGGUGGACGCGGCGCGCAUCGCGUACGGCAAGGAGCCCGAGUUUGAGUGCAACUCGCACUUUGGGGACGAGGACAUCAUCUUGCAGGCAGAGAGGGAGGGGAGCCUGGUCGACAAGAAGAGGAAGCGGGACGAGGCGACGACGACUGUCACGGCGGGAGACAAGACGGAGCCUGCAAAGAUGUAG
Messenger RNA from Colletotrichum spaethianum, 1389 nucleotides. RefSeq names its product peroxisomal coenzyme A diphosphatase 1, peroxisomal. Bases 1 to 1389 code for a protein of 462 amino acids. Gene Ontology annotation, biological process: coenzyme A catabolic process. Gene Ontology annotation, molecular function: coenzyme A diphosphatase activity; acetyl-CoA hydrolase activity. The transcript has 3 exons. Lineage: Eukaryota; Fungi; Ascomycota; Sordariomycetes; Glomerellales; Glomerellaceae. The record is from RefSeq and is a predicted model, not a curated record.